Saimiri boliviensis boliviensis (Bolivian squirrel monkey) is the source of this 1477-nucleotide messenger RNA. RefSeq names its product crystallin lambda 1 (gene CRYL1). The record is from RefSeq and is a predicted model, not a curated record. Gene Ontology annotation, biological process: fatty acid metabolic process. Lineage: Eukaryota; Metazoa; Chordata; Mammalia; Primates; Cebidae. Gene Ontology annotation, molecular function: NAD+ binding; L-gulonate 3-dehydrogenase activity.
CGGAGCCCCGAGCGCGGAGCUCUGCCUGCGCCUGGUCCCGGCCCCCGCGGCGCCGCGUCCCCGGCCCAGUCAUGGCGUCCUCCGCGGCCGGCUGCGUGGUGAUCGUCGGCAGUGGACUCAUUGGGCGAAGCUGGGCCAUGCUGUUUGCCAGUGGAGGCUUCGAAGUGAAACUCUGUGACAUCGAGCAACAGCAGAUAAGGAACGCCCUGGAAAACAUCAGGAAGGAGAUGGAGUCGCUGGAGCAGGCGGGCUCUCUGAAAGGCCCCCUGAGUGCGGAAGAGCAGCUGUCACUCAUCAGUGGCUGUCCCAGUAUCCAAGAAGCAGCAGAGGGCGCCGUGCACAUCCAGGAAUGUGUUCCAGAAGACCUAGAACUGAAGAAGAAGAUUUUUGCUCAGUUAGAUUCCAUCGUUGAUGAUCGAGUGACCUUAAGCAGUUCCACCUCUUGUCUCAUGCCUUCCAAGUUGUUUGCUGGCUUGGCUCACGUGAAGCAGUGCAUCGUGGCUCAUCCUGUGAAUCCACCGUACUAUGUCCCGCUGGUUGAGCUGGUCCCCCACCCGGAGACGGCCCCUACGACAGUGGACAGAACCUACGCCCUGAUGAAGAAGAUUGGACAGUGCCCUGUGCGAGUCCAGAAGGAGGUGGACGGCUUUGUUCUCAACCGCCUGCAGUACGCGAUCAUCAGUGAGGCCUGGAGGAUGGUGGAGGAAGGAAUCGUGUCUCCUAGCGACCUGGACCUCGUCAUGUCAGAAGGGCUGGGCAUGCGGUACGCGUUCAUUGGACCCCUGGAAACCAUGCAUCUCAACGCGGAAGGUAUGUUAAGCUACUGCGACAGAUACAGUGAGGGCAUGAAACGCGUCCUAAAGACGUUUGGACCCAUUCCAGAGUUUUCCAGGGCCACGGCUGAGAAGGUUAACCAGGGAAUGUGCUUGAAGGUCCCUGACGACCCAGAGCACUUAGCUGCCAGGAGGCAGUGGAGGGACGGCUGCCUCAUGAGACUCGCCAAGUUGAAGAGUCAGGUGCAGCCCCAGUGAAUUUCUUGUCAUGCAGCUGCCACUGCUGUCAUUGGAGGCCCUAUUUGGGGACACUGGAAGCUCUUAGUCAGCCCACGGUGACACAGGGAGCAGCCCACGGGGAUUCUGAGCUGGCUCUCUUGCAUGCAGCCGGGUGUGGUGGUCCAGGCCAGUAGUCUGCCUGUCACUUUGGAUCAUAGCCCUGGGCCUGGGGCACAGUAGCACUUGGGUUCUCGGGCUGUGGAUUUCCCGCCACCUGGGCAGAUAACUUGGAGAUUUUCACCUUUCCUUUUCAGUGUGAUUACAUAUGACUAUAUUUUACCACCAGUGAUUAGAGUUUCAUGUUAAUACUGGACAAAAUAUUUUUGUAAUUAUUUUCUAAUGACUACUCUGUGGCCCUGCAUUUAUGAGGCGCCUGCUUUCAUUUUGCUAAUGCCCAUUCUGAAUAAAAGUUUUUGAUGCCUUAA